AUGUCUGAAUUCGUCAACACGCCCAACUCGGAGCUGGACGAGGCGCAGAUCCGCGCCAAGGAGGAGUUCCUUGUGACGCAGGGCCCUCUCUCUGUCCUUCAGUCUUCCGUACGGAAUCACACGCAGAUCCUCAUCAGUCUUCGCAACAACAAGAAGCUUCUGGCGCGUGUCAAGGCUUUUGACAGGCACAGCAACAUGGUCCUGGAGAAUGUCAAGGAGAUGUGGACCGAGAUUCCAAAGAGCAAGAACCGCAAGCCAAUCAACAAGGACCGCUUCAUUCCCAAAAUGUUCUUGCGGGGCGAUUCAGUCGUGCUUGUGCUCAAGAACACGGCGUGAUCAAUGCUUCAACAGACACAACUUCUCUCGCUCCUGCUCAAACUGUACCUAUAGCCCCACAUCGUCUCAAUCACCAAAGAAGACAAAUUCUGCCAAAAAGG
This is a messenger RNA of Acaromyces ingoldii, 437 nucleotides long. Its product is annotated as Sm-like ribonucleo protein. Gene Ontology annotation, biological process: RNA splicing; spliceosomal snRNP assembly. NCBI's taxonomy places the organism in Eukaryota, Fungi, Basidiomycota, Exobasidiomycetes, Exobasidiales, Cryptobasidiaceae. The transcript has 4 exons. The record is from RefSeq and is a predicted model, not a curated record. Gene Ontology annotation, cellular component: U4/U6 x U5 tri-snRNP complex; precatalytic spliceosome; catalytic step 2 spliceosome. The coding region runs from base 1 to 336 and encodes 111 amino acids. Gene Ontology annotation, molecular function: RNA binding.